CUUCAUCGCUCCUUUAGCAUGUCUCCUGUGAAGAAGAGAUCUUUGAUACGACAGGAGAGUCAUCAUGCCCAAGUCUACUUCAGCGCAAAUGAAUUUCCAGACUUCGAUGUUGUUUCUGCUGUUUUCUACUUUAGUUUUUCAAAUGAUGGUUCAAAUAACUGAUGGCGAUAUCGGCUCUUGCAGUCUCCACAUGUAUUUUUAUGAAACCCGGAGCAGUUGUGAGACUCCUUUUUAUCGGAGACUUCAGCUUGGUCACACAGCUAACUGCAGUGAUAGUUUUGAAAGUCUCAUUAGUUGCAUCAAGAACGUCACUCGCGUUUGUGAACACAGUUGGCGAAGCGAUAAAUGGAUAGACAUGGACGUCAGAUUGAAAUUCAGGAAGCAGUUUUAUUGUCAUGAUGGGGCUUUGAUUCUUCCCAUGGCUUUGUGUGGGAGCGGUUACUACAGAAAAGGUCCGAAAUGCUUGCGAGAGUUCCAUAGGAAGUUUCGAAACGACACCAGUGACCCGUCGCUGUGCGACGAGUACUCAAAGGCAAAGGAUUGUAUAAAUAAUCUUUUAAACAUUGAAUGUCCUGCUAAGAAAGGCUCAGAAUCACCUCUCAUGAAGAUAUUAUUUGACGGCUACAAUCCCUUCUGCCCUAACAGAGUUUACUAUCCUCCGACUACAGUUACAGCACCCACACGCAGAACUCAGCAGAAAUCUGAAAAGGUACCGGGACCUACGAUCAAACCGGUCCUUAGCAGAAAAAAAAUUUCUUCCAGCGGUGCGUGCUGCAAUAAACUGUAUUCUGAGCUACAUCUACUGAUUCUAAUUCUCCUUGUGGAGAAAUUUUCAGUUCAGUGUCGAUAGUAACCGGUAAAUGUAUGUCUUUAUCAGACA
Molecule: messenger RNA, 880 nt
Organism: Pocillopora verrucosa
Lineage: Eukaryota; Metazoa; Cnidaria; Anthozoa; Scleractinia; Pocilloporidae
Source: RefSeq, a predicted model, not a curated record